CUGCCCGGCGGUUUCUGGGGAGGGCGGAGACAAGGGGACGCCCUCGGGCUGGCCGCUCCCCGCCCUCGGCCCCUCCCAGAGGAGCCGCGCGCUCGGGUGGCGCUCGGAGCCCCGGCAGCCGCAGGUGCCGCCCGCCCCCGGCCAGCCCCGCGCAGCCCCGCGCAGCCCCGCGCCCGCAGCCUCCCGCGCCCAGACAGGUAGGCGCCCUUCCCGGCUCUUUUGCUCUCUCUGCGGUUCUGGGAGUCCCUCUGCUAGCCCCCACUCCCCGGGCGGACGUCCCAGCUUCUUGAAGGAGAGAAGAGAGAACCAAGAUCUAGGUAUCGAGCUCAGGCUUCCAGACCUCUUUGGAGUGAAAAUGAAUGUUUCUGUCAGGAUAGUGUAACUGGAGGCUUCAGGUCUGGGCAUAUUUGACCAUGGGAGCCAACACCUCAAGCAAACCACCAGUGUUUGAUGAAAAUGAGGAUGUCAACUUUGACCACUUUGAAAUUUUGCGAGCCAUUGGGAAAGGCAGUUUUGGAAAGGUCUGCAUUGUGCAGAAGAAUGAUACCAAGAAGAUGUACGCAAUGAAAUACAUGAACAAACAAAAGUGUGUGGAACGCAACGAAGUGAGAAAUGUCUUCAAGGAGCUCCAGAUCAUGCAGGGUCUGGAGCAUCCUUUCCUGGUUAAUUUGUGGUACUCCUUCCAAGAUGAGGAGGACAUGUUCAUGGUAGUGGACCUCCUGCUGGGCGGGGACCUGCGUUAUCACCUGCAGCAGAAUGUCCGCUUCCAGGAAGACACCGUGAAGCUCUUCAUCUGUGAGCUGGCCAUGGCCCUGGACUACCUGCAGAGCCAGCGCAUCAUCCACAGGGAUAUGAAGCCUGACAAUAUUUUGCUCGAUGAACAUGGACACGUGCACAUCACAGACUUCAACAUCGCGGCGAUGCUGCCCAGGGAGACGCGGCUCACCACCGUGGCGGGCACCAAGCCUUACAUGGCACCUGAGAUGUUCAACUCCAGAAGAGAAACGGGCUAUGCCUUUGCUGUUGACUGGUGGUCCCUGGGAGUGACGGCAUAUGAGCUCCUCAGAGGCCGGAGACCAUACCAUAUUCGCUCCGGUGCGUCCAGCAAGGAAAUCGCGCACAUGUUUGAGACGGCUAUUGUGACUUACCCUUCUGCCUGGUCACAGGAAAUGGUGUCACUACUUAAGAAGCUACUUGAGCUGAAUCCAGACCAACGAUUCUCUCACUUGUCCGACGUUCAGAACUUCCCAUAUAUGAAUGACAUGAACUGGGAUGCAGUUUUGCAGAAGAGGCUUAUUCCAGGUUUUAUUCCUAAUAAAGGCAGGCUGAAUUGCGACCCCACCUUUGAACUUGAAGAAAUGAUUUUGGAGUCCAAACCUCUUCACAAGAAAAAGAAGCGCCUGGCAAAGAAGGAGAAGGAGAUGAGGAAAUGUGAAUCCUCUCAGAUGUGCCUUCUUCAAGAGCAUCUUGAGUCUGUCCAGAAGGAGUUCAUAAUUUUCAACAGAGAAAAAGUAAAAAGGGACUUUAACAAAAGGCCAGCUAAUCUAACCUUGGAACAAACCAAAUACCCACAAGAAGAGAAUGGCCAGAAUGACAGCGUGUGAAAUCCUCAACAUCUUCUGCUCUGGACGUGUCCUGCCACCUCGGGCGGGAACUUCUGAUCCCCACGCCAGGAAUUGCUGACAGUAGUUCUCACCUCUCCACACCUCACACACCUCAGAAAAUGUGAAUGAAUGCCUUGGGGAGGAGGCAACAGGAUACAGGGAGUCCUGGGUCUCCUGGGAUCUAGUUUCACCUCUAAUCAACCGUGUGGCAUUGAGCAAGUCACUUAACCGCAGCUUGGGUUUAUUCAUCUCAAUGAGAGGGUUUUUCUAGAUGAGCUCUGUCCUGCCUUUUUACUGCUACCAUUCUGUUAUUCUACACAGCCUUUAUUUUUAUCUUAAAAAGAAUAUUUGGACGUAGAUUUAUUUUUCCACAUUCUAACUACACUGUGACAAAUGGGCAGAUAGACAUUGGUGGGAGACUGAGUGAGCGAGGCUCUUCGGAGCUAGACAAUUUCAUAAACAGGUCAGAAUCCCCACGUCUGAUUGAAUAGGAAUAAGGAAUUCAAUGGGGAAGAAAUGGAUGGGAACUGAUUAGAACUAACAGAUUUAUGAGGGGUUUCUGGUUGUGCUCUGGAGUCCACACACCAUUAUCAGCUCACAUCAGCUAGCAAGAGCUUACUGGGCGUGUCUUUCCCAUUGCCCUGUACAGUGAUUUGAGGGUGGGCAGUUGAAAUUGGUGAUGAUUAGUAAAUACUGAGACUAUUUACAUCAUGGAAAUGGGAAAAUGCUUCAAAUCAGGGCUUUUUCCCCCUUCCCGGUAAGCCUGUUGUGAGGUAGUUAUUAGCAUACUGCUCACCUUCUUCUAGUAGGUUCCUUGGGAGCUAAUUGUCCUCUUAAGAUUAUCAGAGACCUGUGUCUGGAGAGGACCAGAAAAUAAUAUUGUCAUGCUGACAGCACUGUCCACCCUGAGGUACAUUGAAGCUGUCCCUUACACAGGGUUGAUAGUCUAAGUUAGAAUGGAAGGUGAGUUUGGAAGACAGUAAAAUUUACACUUGAAAAAUCCCUUAAAUUACCCACAGCAUGGUAGGUAUCUUUUCUUAGCAGAGCCCAGUGCAGGGAGUCUCCAGCAAUGAAACAAAUUGCCAUCUUGGGGUUUGUUAUGAUUGUGUCUUUUAUUUUUGGUCUCAUUUUUGGCUAAUAAUAUCAGAUGAACCAAAAUGUUGAACCAAUCAUAUAUGCCUUUAUAGACGGAAUAAUAGAACUGCGGGAUGCUCCCACAUCCGAGAGGUCUAACGUCACGGAAACGGACUGAAGCACAGCCCACUCCAAGAACGGCAGGCGGAACUGCCUGCUUACAAAAUUAUCGGUGUCUCACUCUUUUUCUUUAUGUAUUUAUUUGCCUAACACGGAGUUUAAUUCGCCUAUGUGAGAUAUGCAUAGGACCCAACUGCUCUCUCUCGAUACACAGAAGGUCUCUGCAGAGGACCUCGUUCUGGCACCUGACAGAUGCCACUGGGUAAAGUCAACAAGUGAACAGGCUUAGUGGGGGGCUGUUUGACGCCUUGGCCACUCAGAUCAUCUAGACCUUGUCCUUACUUAGAGAGAGUAAGGGCCUCACCAAAACGCCAGGAGGAGGCAACAGGGAAGACCAGACAGAGAGAGUAGGCAGAAGUAACAGAUCUGGCACCUGCCACAGCAGAGAGCCAGGAGGGAAGCAGCACUCGGGCAAUUAAACAUGGGUAGGAAGCCAGUGCUGGAUUCUCAUUUGGCAUUCAGGAUUUUCUCCUCACGGAGCUAAUGCGCCCGGAAUUUCUGGCAGAGCCUCUCGACUUUAAGAGCAACCAUAUUUGUGUUAGGAAUUAAAACCAGCUCUUUUGUUCUGUUUCUUUUCUUUUUUUCCUACAUUUCCCACGUAUUAUUUGCGCGGUUUUGCUUUUUCUCCGAGCACUCUGAAGUACGCACUGGCCCUGACUCCAUUUCUAAUUUUAUAUGAAAAAAACCAACUAGGUGACCAGGUUCUGCUCCAGGCUGGCAACUCCAGGAAUAUCAGGGGCCACUUGCAUGUUUAUCAGCUUCCGUCUUUCACGCCUUUUGACCCAAGCCCUGAUGUGCUGUGGACGUACCUCUCCGGUCACCUGGUUCGUCCUCCUGUUGGGGCCUGUGCAUGUAUCAUCCCAGAGGAAAGGUUGCGGGAGACACCACAGGGCACUGGGAUCAGGAGGCUCUCCCCUGGGAAGGGACCCAACCAUUUAUGCCGCUUCACAUCUGUACCAGUUAUAACCGGAUAGGAGCCCAAUGCCCUCUCUGUACUUGGAACCCCUAGUUUUUAUUUCCGGUUUGCUGCUGCCGUGCCCAAAGCACCUCUGUGAGCAUUCAGCAGCCGUGGACACCUCAACUACAGAGCACAGCCCCAGAGCAGUAAGAUGCGUUUUCAGGCCCGAUCGGGUUACAGACCCUCAAUGUGUUUCCAGUUAGAAAUGAAAAAGCAUUGCAUCUGUAAGGCAUUAAAAUGUCUUCUGUAUACACUGAUAAAAGCACCUCCCACCACCACACAUUUUAAUCAGGAAGACAAAAAGUUUCCCCCAAACAAAAGGAUGCCUAGAUCUGAACCGUGAUUGCUUCUUGUUGGUAUCAGGUUCUUUGGCUUGAUCCCGUAACUUGGGCCAAAAGGGACUGUCCUAACCAGGUGGACCACGUCUCGUCCAGAGUCGUGACAACCAAGGCUUAGAAGUUUGGAAAACAAGCCGAGUCUUACAUCCCCUUGACUGGUAUUCCCAGUCUUUUUCUCCUAACUGCUUUCGCCCUGACCUGUGUGGAGCUCCAGUCUGAGCAGGUAUUGAAGACCAGAAGCUUCCUAGCUAGCACUCUCAUACUGCAGCAGGAGAGCCCGGCCCACAACCCUGUCUCCAUGGGAAUUAAAUGCUCUGCUAAUGGCCAACAUCUGUCAAUGGCAGCACUGGUUUGGGCUGGGGUCAUUGCUAGGUCAUGGAGUACAAAGCACUACGAACUUAAUUACAGCAAUUUAAUUAAUUAGUAGUUAAGCUUCCUCCGAUUGGAAGAAAGUACUAACCAGGAACGACUAGGCUUUAUAUCAUCAUAGCUUUUCUAGAUUGGAUGGACAAAUAAUGCUAGCACAGGUAGCAGGAACCAGUGUUUCUGCUUUUGAUGAUGCCAUAAUGCUGAGGCUUUAAUUCAACAGGUGAAUGAAAAGGCAUGCAAAACAGUGUCUGUUUCAGUAUCCCGUUGUGCCUGCUUUGUCCACACAGCAUCACCGUCCACCUGUGAUAGCUGUUUCUUAGGAGCUCCAUGUGUCUGAUUGACGUUAAACAUUGAUGUUCAAAAUCCAAACUCCAGUUACCUGUGCUGUUGUAAACAAGCAGCCCUUGGGUGGGAAACACCUGCUUCUGUUGAAUGUGGUGUAUAUAUAAUGUGAAUGUGCCUCUCUGUGUAUUAAAAUGUCUUCUGUAUACAGUGA
This is a messenger RNA of Felis catus (domestic cat), 5019 nucleotides long. It is a transcript of the gene STK32A, whose product is annotated as serine/threonine kinase 32A. NCBI's taxonomy places the organism in Eukaryota, Metazoa, Chordata, Mammalia, Carnivora, Felidae. The transcript is spliced from 13 exons. The record is from RefSeq and is a predicted model, not a curated record. Gene Ontology annotation, biological process: G protein-coupled receptor signaling pathway; regulation of signal transduction; protein phosphorylation. Gene Ontology annotation, molecular function: G protein-coupled receptor binding; G protein-coupled receptor kinase activity; ATP binding. Bases 414 to 1604 code for a protein of 396 amino acids.